Molecule: messenger RNA, 519 nt
Organism: Opisthorchis viverrini
Lineage: Eukaryota; Metazoa; Platyhelminthes; Trematoda; Opisthorchiida; Opisthorchiidae
Exons: 4
Coding region: 1-519 (172 amino acids)
Source: RefSeq, a predicted model, not a curated record
AUGCUGAAUGGAAUUUUUAGGGCAGUUGACGAAUGGUUCAAGGGAUUACAUCAGCAUCAAAACCUGCAAAGUUUGCACCAGAUAUUCUACUCACUCCAGCCCUGGAUAAGGUUCAACCGUAGCAGUCCUCCGGUGCCUAGCUGCCAUGCCACCCGAAGGAAGCAUGGGGGCUGGGAUACUGCCAGUUUGCCCAAGCCUAGAGGGGAAGUCCAGAGGCAGAGGCCGGGUUCGAACCACGGAUCUUCGGGUCGCAUUGAACUAAUAUUCAGCACCGAUAUUUCGCCGCCCUUCAACCAUGAUUUAUUUGAAAUACUUAUUGUGAAGAAUGAAGGGAAUGAAGGGGGAAGGGGCGCUAGCUUACCUUACUGCAAUCACUUCAAGGUGCCUACGCCGCAAGACACUCAUUCAGGCAAUCUGGACAACAAGAGCCUCACUAGCAUUGAUUAUUGGCUAUGUAUUGCGGCGUUUUCAACCAGGCGCAGUGGGGAGCGUGCAGUCUCUAAAUUGGAAGACGAAUAG